Messenger RNA from Condylostylus longicornis, 1099 nucleotides. RefSeq lists its product as uncharacterized. NCBI's taxonomy places the organism in Eukaryota, Metazoa, Arthropoda, Insecta, Diptera, Dolichopodidae. The transcript is spliced from 4 exons. The record is from RefSeq and is a predicted model, not a curated record. The coding region runs from base 478 to 987 and encodes 169 amino acids.
ACCGCUUUUUUCUUUAAUUUUCAGUCUGUUGAAAGGCUUGAAAGCGAACGAACGUUAAUUUAAGUUGGUCGCGCACAUUAUCUUAUGAUUAAAAAAUAAAAAUAACAAUUUUGAAGAUUUUUUUAUAUUUUUUCUUUAUUUUUCAAACCGGCAUAUUUAGAUAAAGUUUGAAAUUUUAUGAAUACAAAGUAUAAAAUUUACCUACAUAUUUGAUGAUUUCUCCAAGUGAAAUUUUUAAAAUAAUAAAAAAAAUUUCUUUAGGAAAAGAAAAAUUAAAGAAAAGUUGAAUGAAUUGCGGCUGUUGUGGUCUAUAAAGUUUUUGUGUCAAGAACAGAUUUAUUGAUUUAAAAAUUUAAAGAGAACGGUAGACAUUUUUGCUGAUUUUAUUUUAAAUUUACUAUUUUUUAAAAAAGGUGUAUAAAAAAUUGUUUCAUUUUUGUUUAAUAAAUUGAAAUUAAUUACGAAACUUUUGGAAAAAUGAAAAAUUUUGAUAAAAUGUUCAUUUGUUGGAUGGAUCGGAUAGUUUGGUUUAUCCUAAUGAUGGUGUUUUCGAAUCUCUUAGUGGAAAUUACAGGAGUACCACCAAAGAAAGUUAUAAAUGUAGCAACAGAGAAAAAAGACUUAUCCCACUUAAAUGAAAUUUCUACAAUGAGAGAUGUUGAAACUUCUACAAGAGAACUAAGUAUACACAAAUUAAUAGCAAUGCCAACACAAAGUUCAAAAAUCAAUACAAAUAUUGAAGUUGAUGAUAGUGGUAAAAUAAUUAGCAAAGAACAACAGCAGACGAUAUUGGACAGCAUUUUCAAUAUUCCUAUAUCAACAUUAAAAGCUGUUAACAAUUUAGUUCAAGUAAUUGUCGGAAGUAUUCCAAUACCUGGAACACGAAAACCUCUUGGACAACAAAAUCAAGAACCAAUAAAACUACAAAGGAUUAAAUUUAAGCAUCCGCAUACCAAAGAUUUUAAUUUAACAGUUUUAAGAAUUUAGACUUUUUUUUAAUUGAUUUCAGUUGUAAUUAUAAUAUUUUCGUGCAUAAGAAUUUUUUAAUUAAUUUAAAAUUAAGUAACUUAAGUUUUUAUUCUUGUAAAAUAAAAUUGUG